AUGAGACUCGCCAUAAAACCUUUCAAACCCCCCCGCGCCGCCGCUCUCCGCCAGUUCUCCGCCGAUCCCCAACCCUCAUCGCCGGCGCCGCAGCCGCCGUCAGAGGUCUCGCAAGUAGUCUCAAUCCUACAGUCCACCGAUCCCAGCUCUUGGCCCACCAAUCCCGACCUUAACUCCCUCCUCUCCUCCCUCCCGCCGCUCUCCCUCUUCAAAAUCGCCCGCCGCCUGCCGGACCAACAAAACGCCCUCCGGUUUUUCAACCACCUCAGGACCUCCCCCAACCUCUCCGCCUCCGCGCCCCUCGCUUUCGAGGCGGCGCUCGAGCUCGCCGCGCGCGAGAACCCCAACUCGCCGGCCAAGCUCCACGAACUCUUCGUACAGUCGAAGGACCAAAAUACCCCUCUCUCCGCCAAUGCCGGGACCCUCCUCAUCAAGUCCUUCUCCCGGGCGGGGAUGCUUGACGAGAUGGUCGCGGCCUUCGACGCCAUCAACGAGGAGAAGAAGAACACGCACGUGCUGAACAUGGUUAUCAAUGGACUGUUGGAUUGGGGCCGUGUGGAUGACGCACACAAGCUGCUCGACCAAAUGUUCGAGGCGGACCCCAGGUACCCUCCGAAUCAGAACACGAUGGGUAUCGUUUUCUCCUCGAUUCUGAAGAGAAAUUGGUGUGGCAGGAGCAUAGCCGAUGAGGAAAUUUAUAAUCUCGCCACUCGUUUCAGCAAAAGUGGAAUAAUCCUAGGUGGAUUUCUUUUGACGCAGAUGGUCAUGAGGUUCUGUAGUAAUGGGUACUGUGACUGGGCUUGGGAUGUUCUGCACCUGGGGAUGAAUUCGGGUGCCGAUAUAGAGGUCGCCUCUUGCAAUGCUCUGUUGACAGGUUUAGGCAAGAUUCACGAUUUCCCUAGAAUGAAUCUACUCAUGAAGGAGAUGAAGGAGAAAAAGAUCCAGCCGUCUAUCAUCACAUACGGGAUCACGAUCAAGCACCUCUGCAGAUUCCAGAGGAUGGACGAGGCCUUGGAAAUAUUCGAACAAAUGAAAGGCGGCGAAUUUGGGGUCGAGCCCGAUGCAGUCAUUUACAACACAAUAAUUGACGGGCUCUGUAAAAUUGGGCGGCAGGAAGAAGGUCACCAGCUGAUGGAGAAAAUGAGGCUGGACAGCAAAUGUAAACCGAACACAAUUACAUACAACUGCUUGAUUGACGGGUUAUGUAAAGCCGGUGAGAUUGGGAAAGGCCGAGAGCUCUUUGAAAGAAUGGGCCGAGAAGGCGUGGAGCCCAAUGUCAUCACAGUAAACACUCUAAUUGACGGGAUGUGCAAGCACAGUAUGGUGGGCACGGCACUCGAGUUUUUCAGCGAGAUGCAAGAAAAGGGCUUGAAAGGGAAUGUGAUAACUUACACAAACUUGAUAACAGCUUUUUGCAAUUCGAACAAUAUUGAUAAAGCCAUGAGCCUUUUUGAUGAGAUGCUGGGGAAUGGUUGCGCCCCAGAUGCCGUAGUGUACCAAGCCCUUAUUUCGGGCCUGGCCCAAGUCGGGAGAAUGGACGAUGCUACUCGUGUGCUGUCUGAGAUGAGGAAGGCCGGGUUUCGUCUGGAUGUGGUGGGUUACAAUAUCCUCAUAGGUGGGUUUUGCAGGAAGAACAAACUGGACCGGGCCUCUGAGCUUCUCAAGGACAUGGAGAGUUCUGGGCUGAGGCCCGAUCGCGUCACAUACAACACACUGUUCUCAUUUUUCUGCAGCAACGGGGAGUUCGCGCAAGCUCACCGCGUGAUUAGGAAGAUGACAGAAAAUGGGUUGACCCCAACUGUCGUCACCUAUGGGGCCCUCAUUCAUGCUUACUGUUCACACGACAAUUUGGAUGCGGCCAUGCAGAUUUUUAGGGACAUGAGCUCAUCUUCCAAGGUUCCCCCGAACACGGUCAUAUACAAUAUAUUGGUAGAUGUUCUUUGCAAGAAUGACGACGUGGAGGGCGCCAUGUCAUUGAUGGAGGAUAUGGAGACUAGGGGCGUGAGGCCGAACAGCAACACGUACAAUGCCCUUUUCAAAGGGCUCAGGCAGAGGAAUUGGUUCGAAAAGGCUCUUGAGUAUAUGGACCAGAUGAGCAAACAAGGCCUUGACCCGGAUUAUGUGACGAUGGAGAUUCUUACAGAGUGGCUCUCGGCUGUUGGGGAGACCGAGAAGUUGAAGGAGUUUGUUAAGGGCGGACGGGUUUCUGGGUUGGCCACGUGA
Molecule: messenger RNA, 2223 nt
Organism: Striga hermonthica
Lineage: Eukaryota; Viridiplantae; Streptophyta; Magnoliopsida; Lamiales; Orobanchaceae
Source: the annotation of a GenBank genome assembly